AUGAAUCGCGAGGCCAAUAGGAUGAAUACUUUUACGAACUGGCCAACCUCAGCGCCAGUGGAACCAUCGAGGAUAGCUAAGGCGGGUUUUUUCUACACUGGUCAUGGGACCGAAGUUCAGUGUUUUAGUUGCGGGCGUAAAAUAUCCGAAUGGAAUUACGCAGACCAAGUGAUGUGGAGACAUAGAACGUUAGAACCGAAUUGCGCGUUCGUAGUUAAUCCUGGUUUAUCAGGUAACGUACCGUUAGUGUUAGGUCGUGAGUGUUCCGUACAAUCUAAUCGACCAGCAGAGAUUGAGGAAGAGCAAUCCCAAGAUUAUGGAUUGACAGAAGAAGAUGAAAUGUAUAAGAGUGACUCACUGAGACUUUUGUCUUUCGUGAAUUGGUAUGAUUAUAAUGAUGAUUCUUCCGUGUCUCGUGAAGAAUUGGUGAGUGCCGGUUUUUAUCAUGCCGGUGAAGGACGACUUCGUUGUGCUUGGUGCGGAGGUGAACUUGCUCAUUUUAGGAGAUUCGGCUCACUUGAUCCUCCCCUCGAGGUACACAGAAGAUACUUUCCUCGUUGUUCUCAUGCAGCGGCUCUUGAGAUGAGUCGACGUAAUAUGUCCACGGUUUCGUCUCCGUUGUACAGUCAACCUCUUAUAACGCCUGUACAAUCACUACCUGUGUCGAUAGCGCCACAAACUUCGGGAGCUCAACAUAAUGCCCGUGUUAUGGAGGCGGGGGGUGAGUGGAGGUCUUUGGGGGUAGUGGGAGGAGGGGCGAGGCACCCCACCCGGGCCGCGCUCGCUGCAAGACUGGCUACCUUCGAGCGCUGGCCAGCGGACCGCGCGCAGGCACCCAAAGCUUUGGCCGCUGCUGGCUUCUUUUACACAGGGAUUGAUGAUCAGGUUCGUUGUUUCUACUGUGACGGCGGUCUCGGUAAGUGGGAGAGCGGGGACGCGCCGUGGUCCGAACACGCGCGCUGGUUCCCACACUGCGGGUACGUGCUGUUGGUUAAAGGGAGGGAGUUUGUGGACAGCUGCAGGAGGGAGAGACCUAGACCGUUACCACCUGUGAGGGGUACCCGUGAUGCUCUCAACUACCCGAUAACAGAAAGUCAGAUAGAUGAAUGUAUGGAGAGUGGACCCGCUAUGGCUGCUUUGAGUGCGGGUUUAGAUGCAGCCAGAGUGAGACGUGCUGUUGUAAGGAGGCUACAAGCAACAGGAGCGCCUUUCACAUCGUCAGAAGCCCUAAUAGACGCCGUGUUAGACGGCCAGCUGAAUGAAGAAGCUUGGUUGGUGUCACCUUCAUCACGAGCUGCAAGGGACCUACUCGCUGGCACACUGAGAGGAUUUGUGCCUACAUCUGGAUUAUUCCAUUCUCACGUGGAUGAAGACAGAUCAGAUAGUCGAGCUUCACAAUCAGACAGUCCGGCUGCCUCGCCAACACCCACACAGAGCGUCGCGACACACACAGACACAGAAACACGCACAGACACAGAAAUACGCACAGAAACACACACAGAGACACAGAAGAAUAGUAAUAAUAACGAACCAGAAGAAUCAGUGAAACUCAGUCUACAAGAAGAAAACAGACAAUUGAAAGAAGCUAGGAUGUGCAAAGUUUGUAUGGACAGUGAGGUAAGCGUGGUAUUUCUUCCGUGCGGCCAUCUUGUGUCAUGUGCGGGUUGUGGCGCAGCCCUGGGGGCGUGUCCCCUGUGUAGGGCUCCAGUGAAGGCUCUGGUCAGAGCCUACCUCGCUUAG
Molecule: messenger RNA, 1740 nt
Organism: Danaus chrysippus (African queen)
Lineage: Eukaryota; Metazoa; Arthropoda; Insecta; Lepidoptera; Nymphalidae
Source: the annotation of a GenBank genome assembly